CCCUCACGUAAUCUACGUCACAGACGUCCAGCUGGCGGGAGUGUAGUGUAGUGCACAGCAGCCCUUCAAACACUAUCACGCGUCUAUACCCAGAGUAUCGUUCUUUUAAAGUUUGUUUCGUUUAAAUAAUCAUUUUAUUUGUGGAAAUGAUUGGACAGAAAAGUAUCACCUCGUUUUUUUCGCCAGUAUCCAAAAAAAGAAAUCUGAAUGAGAUACUUACAUGCCUAGGGGAUGCAACAGAACAUGAGAAAAAACUAAAGUUGGAGCGCGACGAUGUUACAUCCCCACUGUCCCUGAGUCCUGAGCAACUUGAACGGAUAUCCAAAAACAAGAAGGCGGCUCUGGAAAGGCUCGCUGCAAACCAAGCUGAACCAAACGGGAUUGGAGAGAGCUGGAUGAAAGCGCUCAGCGCAGAAUUCGGAAAGCCCUACUUUAAAUUAUUAAUGUCUUUUGUUGCUGAGGAGAGGCAAAAACACACCAUCUAUCCACCUGAAAAUGAAGUUUUUACCUGGACACAAACAUGUGACAUAAAAGAUGUUAAGGUUGUGAUUCUUGGCCAGGAUCCUUAUCAUGGACCUAACCAGGCUCAUGGGCUUUGUUUCAGCGUGCAGAGACCUGUGCCGCCUCCACCAAGGUAUUGCCCUGCAGUCAUCAACUUGGUGAACAUCUUUAAAGAACUGGCUUCAGACAUUGAAGGAUUUGAGCAACCUGGUCACGGAGAUCUUACAGGAUGGGCAAAGCAAGGAGUUCUGUUGCUGAACGCUGUGCUGACUGUGCGUGCACACCAGGCCAACUCUCACAAAGACAAGGGGUGGGAGACUUUCACUGACGCUGUGAUACACUGGCUCAGCACUAACAUGCAGGGUCUUAUUUUUAUUCUCUGGGGCUCUUAUGCGCAAAAGAAGGGGGCUGCCAUUGACAAGAAACGACACAAUGUUCUGCAAACAGUCCACCCUUCGCCACUGUCUGCUCACCGUGGCUUCUUUGGAUGUAAACAUUUCUCAAAGACCAAUGAACUGCUGAAGAAAUCAGGAAAGAAGCCCAUUGACUGGAAAGCUUUGUGAUGGCUUCCAUUUGCGAUUGUAGGUGGAAUGUUGUCUUGCCCUGUUUAAAAGUUACCUUUGUUUAUAUUCAUUUCCUGCAAAAAUGACCCAUACCUUCGUUCUGAAUACAUAUAUAUUCUUUUUCAAGAGAAGUGUUUGGUUUAUUUGACUAAAGUUCUGUCCAUUUUUCCAUAUUUUCCUUUUAGAUGUUAUUGUUGUUGUUUUAAAAGUACAACACUAAAAGUGAAUGUUUGUAAUGCUUGUUAACACAAUAAACUAUUUUUCUACACAA
This is a messenger RNA of Carassius gibelio (silver crucian carp), 1335 nucleotides long. RefSeq names its product uracil-DNA glycosylase-like. NCBI's taxonomy places the organism in Eukaryota, Metazoa, Chordata, Actinopteri, Cypriniformes, Cyprinidae. Gene Ontology annotation, biological process: base-excision repair; base-excision repair, AP site formation via deaminated base removal. The transcript is spliced from 7 exons. Gene Ontology annotation, molecular function: uracil DNA N-glycosylase activity. The record is from RefSeq and is a predicted model, not a curated record. Gene Ontology annotation, cellular component: nucleus; mitochondrion. Bases 147 to 1064 code for a protein of 305 amino acids.